This is a messenger RNA of Schistocerca serialis cubense, 1344 nucleotides long. RefSeq names its product serine/arginine repetitive matrix protein 1-like. The record is from RefSeq and is a predicted model, not a curated record. Lineage: Eukaryota; Metazoa; Arthropoda; Insecta; Orthoptera; Acrididae. Bases 1 to 1344 code for a protein of 447 amino acids. The transcript has 4 exons.
AUGACAUCAGUUGAUGCCCCGUCCUGCACUAGGGGAAACUCCGCGGUCUGGACGGAGGCACAGUCAGCUGCAGAGGCCACCGAGAUGGACGCCAUCGAACUGCCGGAAGCAAAUCUUGCUGAGGCAAUUGACGAGGCAGAGCGUCGCGACAUCGACCCUGACGAUGCCCGCGCACCCAGAAAGCGCCGGGCUGUGACGCACGACGAUUCCGACAACUCCUCCCUGACCUCUGACACCGCGAAGCCGAGGAAGAAGGCAUCUAGAGCCUCCCGCGCCUCUACCACAGAGGCUGUGAAGACGGUCGCGGGCUCCUCCCGGAGCACCGCCAAGCCGAGACCGACAACGAAGACGCAGCCACCCCCUCGUUCGCCUGCUGCCUCCCGGCAGCCUGAUGCGGACGGCUCUGUUGCCCCACCCAGGCGGCACACCGCGCUGCAGCAAACGCAGCCACUGCCGACCGCCAACGCGUUUGCGGGCGCCAGUGUGGACGCGCCGGAGGACGGCGACGUGCCUCUGGCGCCACCCCGACGCCUAUCAGGCUGUUCGGCCUUCAAACGGGGCCGAAACCAGCAACGGGGCGUGGCUGCUCCUCGUAAAGUGCACCCGUCCACCAGCAUUGCUGCCGCCACCGAGGGCGGACCGUCUGCCUCCUCCACUCAGCGAACGGAGCGGGCCGCUGGCGAGAGGCAGCAGCCGACUGCGCCGUCCACGGCUUCGCCCGGGCGUGUGGCAACCGCGGCACCCACGUAUGAUGCGCGGGAUGCCGCCCCACGCAGGCGCCGCCGGCGCCCGGCCGGGCCACCCUGCCGCUGGGUAACGGACUGCCGUCGACCCUCUGCCGCAGCAGCAGCCGGCAAGUCGUGUUGCGCCGCCAGUGCAACUAGCUGCCGAUGUUCCACGGAGCGGUCGCAACGAGCUGCCCCCGUAGCGGAGGCUUCCCCAGCGGCCCCCGCCGCCCCCUGGGCUCCCGACGCAGCCGAGCUCCGAUCGCUUUUGCGGUCGUUGAGCCAGCAAGAGGACGGACCCAGCGUGAACGCCAGUUCUGCCGCCGAGCCAGUGAAACCGGACGCAGCCGUACUGUCAGCUGUGCUGUCAGCAACUUUACAAUCUCACGAGCGCGACGCGUGUCGCACCUUAGCACCUCAAGCUGCACUGAAUCUCAACACAGAAAUUCUUAACCAUGAUAUAACGAACCCUUUGAAUAACUUUGCGCACAUUUUCAAUAUGCACGGACCUGGCCACGGCCACACCCCCUACCCGCCGGCAGCCUGCACGCUGCCCGCUGAGGACAACACACCACGCAGCCUCGUGCCGGUCGCCCUCGCCGUGACUCAUCAGUGGUGA